Molecule: messenger RNA, 1501 nt
Organism: Bombus terrestris (buff-tailed bumblebee)
Lineage: Eukaryota; Metazoa; Arthropoda; Insecta; Hymenoptera; Apidae
Product: lipid droplet-regulating VLDL assembly factor AUP1
Exons: 3
Coding region: 206-1384 (392 amino acids)
Cellular component (GO): membrane
Molecular function (GO): ubiquitin binding
Source: RefSeq, a predicted model, not a curated record
UAGAACGUUUGUAUCAAAACAGCUGAUUGCAGAAACUGACGAAAACGAAAAUUCGUAUUAAUUGAAAAGCUAUUGAAAAGUAGGUUAAAAAAGGUCACAUAUCAGUCAGGUCAUUGUUAAGUUUCAGUAAAAGAUUGUGAUUAUUUCAGUGAAAUACAAUUGUCAAGUGUGAAUUUUUUAACAUAACAGAUGUUUAUUGUAAGAAAUGUCACAAAUUGAUAUUCAGGACUUAUUUGAUAAAAGCAGGUUUCCCAGUGGUUGGCGUCUUGCACUUAUAUUUUUAUAUACUCCAGUUGGUCUUUUACUUGUAUCACUACGGUUAUUAAUUGCUCUACAACUUUGGCUUAUUGCAAUACUAUUACCUGAUUAUAAUACUCUUCGGACAUUUUUACAUCAUGGAUUUAGUUUUGUUUUUGGUAUAAUGGUGAAGAUCAAUGAGGGUGAAGUUAGAGACAAACAGGCAAGAAUUGUAAUUAGUAAUAAUGUCUCCGUCUUGGAUCAUUUUGCUUUAUAUAAAGCUACACAAGCACUAAGUCCUACUAUGUGGGAACUACCUACCUCCAUGGGCAAUGCACUAGGUUUACAAGUAAUGGAUAUGAAUAGCAAAGAAGCACUAAUUGCCAAUAUGAAACAGUUUCUUUCUACAACAGAUAGCAAUAUUGCGAUACAACCUGAAUUUGGUAUAACCAAUAGUCGUGUAGCCUUGUUAAAAUUCAACUCUUGGCCAUUUACCAUAGAAGCAUCUGUUCAACCAGUUGCAAUUAAAGCAUGGAGGCCAGAAUUUAUAUCCAUUCAUCUUAGCUCAUUGGCAUCUAGACGAUGGAUAGAUAUUUUUUGGUUCAUGUUUGUUCCUUAUACAGUUUUCAUAUUUAAGUACCUGAAAAUCAAGCAAAAUCCAGAUUGUGAAGUAUUAGUACGGGAAGUAGAAAAAGACAUAGCAAGUAAUCUUGGACUUCAAACAAGUUCUCAUACCGUGUUAGAUAAAAAAGAAUUUGAAAAACGCUAUAUUAUGGAAAAGGCACGAAGUAGGAGGUUCAAUAGAAAUUCUCCAACUUCACAAGUUAUACAUAGCAUUGAAAUACAGAGAAUGGUCCGACAAGUCAGUGAAGUGCUUCCAUUAGUCCCGCAUAAUGUGAUUCUCAGAGAUCUUUUAAAAACACGCAAUGUUGAUAUUACAAUUGCCAAUAUAUUGGAUGGCAUAGUUACUUAUACUCCAGAUUCAUCUCAAACAGUUACACGAACAGCAUCGCUAAAUCAAUUACAAAAAAGUACAGUUAAAGACAACAGUAAUGUAGGAUCUUCUUCCUUCCAGGAAAGAAAAAUUAAAAUGCUAAGGGAAGCUAGAGAAAGGUAUAUUCAAAAACAUGGACUUAAAAACUGCUGACAUUCUCAUUACAGCUUUAUUCUGGUUAUUGUAUCUUUAUUGAUUACAAAUAUCUAACGUUUUACCGUAUGUGUAUUUACUAUUACAUACUGUGAAUAUAACUUUAUUUCAGAAAUA